Messenger RNA from Suillus clintonianus, 165 nucleotides. RefSeq lists its product as uncharacterized. The transcript has a single exon. The record is from RefSeq and is a predicted model, not a curated record. The annotation marks the transcript as partial. Lineage: Eukaryota; Fungi; Basidiomycota; Agaricomycetes; Boletales; Suillaceae.
GACAGUGGGUGGGUAAAAGGCCCUAAACAACAGCUCUUAUUCUGGGUACCACCUGCUUCUCGCGCCCGAUUUUAUUUUCCUCGGACUGUGUUAGUGAUACCUAGAGGUCCAGAGCUUGAUUUGAGCUGCAUGUCGCAUGGUCGACAUUGGCAAAAGUGCCACGAU